AUGAGCAGUGGAGCGGGUGUUCAACGCACGAUGCUGAGCUUCCAAACCCCAGGGAGAAGAGGUACUGUUGCCGGGGAGAAGGGGAUCACGACCAGGGUGAUCACCAACGCCGGGACUCCCAAAAGAUCCGAAGACAAGUUGCGAGCCCUCUGUGGGAAGCGCAUCUCGUCGAGGCUGCUGCUGAUACUGCUGAUGUGGACUGUGGUGCUGCGGAUUCUGGACAUGCCCAGGAUUCUUGUAGAGAUCCCUCUGAUCGGGCCGGCCGCCCAGAAACCCUAA
Molecule: messenger RNA, 279 nt
Organism: Spirodela intermedia
Lineage: Eukaryota; Viridiplantae; Streptophyta; Magnoliopsida; Alismatales; Araceae
Source: the annotation of a GenBank genome assembly